This is a messenger RNA of Coniophora puteana RWD-64-598 SS2, 1809 nucleotides long. RefSeq names its product kinase-like protein. Gene Ontology annotation, molecular function: protein serine/threonine kinase activator activity; ATP binding; protein kinase activity. The transcript has 6 exons. The record is from RefSeq and is a predicted model, not a curated record. NCBI's taxonomy places the organism in Eukaryota, Fungi, Basidiomycota, Agaricomycetes, Boletales, Coniophoraceae. The coding region runs from base 1 to 1809 and encodes 602 amino acids. Gene Ontology annotation, biological process: protein phosphorylation.
AUGUCCUCCAGUGUUUCCAAGCGAUUCAUUGGUGCCGUCCAGGAUGAAUGGCAGCUCUUCAGUGACUGUUCAUCAGAUUACACUAUGGGGGCACCAAUUGGUUUCGGUGCCUCCUCCAUCGUCUAUGCCGCCAUAUUCAAUCCUCCAGAGGCUUCAAACCCUGUGCCUUGCGCACUCAAGGUCCUUGAUCUGGACUCCUUAUCGCUUCACACAUUCUCGCUGCUGCGACGUGAGACUCAGUUGAUGUCUCUCUCGAAACACCCCAACGUCCUCCGCGUCCGCGGGAGCUGGAUGGAUGGACACAAGCUCUACAUCGCGUUGCGUCUGAUGAACAAGGGCAGCGCCGCUGACGUCAUGCGCUAUGGCUGGCCAGGAGGCAUGGAAGAGGAGGUUGUCAAGUGCAUUCUCAAACAAGCGCUUGAGGGGCUCAACUACCUCCACGUGAACGGGUUUAUUCACCGCGAUGUGAAGGCGGCGAACCUGUUGAUUGACGACGAUGGAACUGUCCUUUUGGGGGACUUAGGCGUGUCCACGUCCCUUUCUGAUGACCACGACACCAGCCGGGCUUCGGGUGGAACAGACAACCGCGCGAUGCACUUUGAACCUCUCUCGGCUAACAAGGCUCCACACCUGAGCUCCCCUCAACGCCCUAAAAUGGGCAAAAGGAAGUCGUUCGUCGGAACGCCUUGCUGGAUGGCACCCGAACUAAUCCAAGGCAAGCAAUACGACUCGAAAGCGGACAUCUGGUCAUUUGCGAUUACCGCUAUCGAGCUCACCCAGGGACGACCUCCCCGCUCACGGGAUAGCCCUCACUCUGUUUUACUAAACACUGUUCAGGGCAAACCCCCCACCCUUGAUCGUGAGCACGGCGUGCAUCAGUACUCGCGCGCUUUCAAGGACAUCGUGGACAGCUGUCUUAAGAAGGAUCCAUCGCUUCGACCCACAGCAGAGCAACUGUUGCAAACCCCCUUCUUCAAAUCCGCGAAGAAAAAGUCUUACCUCGUGAAUGCGAUUCUCAACGACCUUCCUCCGUUGACCAUGCGUCAAGAACGUCGUAGGCGUGAAGGGAGCGUGAUGAGUCAUGGCACCACCGAUUCCUGGGAUUUCAAUGUUACCGCAGCAGGAUCUCCUGUGGCUUCUAUCAUUGGCGCUUCCACACUCAGUGGGAAAGCCUUACAGAGGCUAUCCAAAGUGACUUCCGUCCAUAGCGCGAAGAGCACGGACGGCCUCAUCGUAAGCAAAGCACGCUCGAAUACCGACUCCGUCGGUGGAGAACAGCGUUCCCGUUAUCGUGGUAGUAACGGUAAUCAAGAGGAUGGAAUUGGCGCAGGCUUGCCUUCUCGUUCCAAGCCCCGGGCGGUGCCUGGCCGUAAUCCAUCGACGACGGUUGCGAGGAAAGUGGAAGACGUUGUCAACACAGACGAAUUUAUAGGCAGCCAUUUGCCCACUCUACCGCCUCUUUCCUCUUCGCCAACGGACUCUUCUGAGUCGAGUGCUGCGUCUGCCGUGUUCCAUUCGUCCAAUUCCUCGCUCUCCGCCAUCGAGGCGGGCUUGCCCUCUCCUCUCCCAGACCAUCCACUAACACAACCGACAACGAUUCCUAUCCGGAGCGGAUCGUUUUCCUGGCGUCGUAAACCUUCUUUCGCAUCUGCAAUGUCUACCUCGCCUUCCUCCCUUCCUUCUGCUGGAACUACUGGUUUCUGGAAGAAGUUGACAAGAUCAAAUACGAGGACUCUAGUGGCUGAAGAGGACAAGCCACCAAGUGGAUUAGCGCGUAUGCUCAGCAAACACGGAGUUGAUCUCCGCUGA